GCAUCUAACUUGAUCCCGGUGUGAACCGGACCCUGAUGCGGAUCCCGGACUCCGCAGGACUUACACGGGAUUUGUUGAGUAAACGGAGCCGCUGCUGCUUUUCGUCUCAGGUCGUUGUGGUCACAGACUGGUGAUGGGUCACAGGUUUGACCUCGGGGCUCGGCGACCCCGUGCCAUCCAGGCCACGCCCCCGCUGCUGCUGCUGCUGCUGCUGCUGCUCCUCCCCCUGCUGGUGACGGUGCUGGCGGAGGGCGGAGACUAUUAUGAGCUGUUAGGAGCCAACAGAGAGGCCACGACCAGAGAGAUACGACAGGCCUUUAAGAAGCUGGCGCUGACCAUGCACCCUGACAAGAACCCUGGCGACGCCUCGGCCCACGACAGGUUCCUCAAGGUGAACCGAGCGUACGAGGUUCUGAAGGACCAAGACCUGCGCAAGAAAUACGACAAAUACGGAGAGAAGGGAUUAGACGAGCAGCAGGGAGGACGCUACGAGAGCUGGAACUUCUACCGCUACGACUUUGGUAUCUAUGACGACGACCUGGAGAUCAUCACUCUGGACAGCGGUGACUUCGAGGCGGCAGUGAACUCUGGAGAAAUCUGGUUCAUCAACUUCUACUCACCACGGUGUUCACACUGUCACCAGCUCGCUCCCACGUGGAGGGACUUUGCUAAGGAGAUGGACGGCGUGAUCCGGAUCGGAGCGGUCAACUGUGGAGACAACAACCACCUGUGCAGGAGGAGGGGCAUCAACAGUUACCCCAGUCUCUAUCUGUUCAAAGCUGCACAGAAACCAGAGAAGUUCCACGGUGAUCGCUCUAAAGACGAGCUCGUGCGAUUCACCAUGAAGUUCAUCACCACCGCCGUCACCCGUCUGUGGCAGGGUAACGUGUUUGCUGAGGUGGAGACCGCGUUCUCGUCAGGGAUCGGCUGGAUCAUCACCUUCUGCUCUGACACCGGAGACUGUCUGGAGCCCAGAACGAGACAGAAGUUGGCAGGAAUGUUGGAUGGUCUGGUGAAGGUUGGAUGGAUGGACUGCGUCACAGAGGAGCAGCUCUGUCACAGUUUCCAGGUGAACGGUGGAGCCACAGCUUUGUUUCCCCCUGAAAGUUCUCUGGAUCUUCAGGGCAGCGUUCUGUGGCUGAAAACUCUGGACAGUAAAGAGAUUUACACUCAGGUCAUAGAACAUCUGCCUGAUCUGGAGCUGCUGACCACUCACAGUUUCCAGAGUAAACUGUCUCAUCAUCGCUGGUUGGUCAGUUUUACAUUUGGACACAGAAGCAGCUCCAACGACUACAAGAAGCUGCAGGCGCGUCUCAGAGACGACCACAUACAGGUUGGCAGAGUGGACUGUCUCACAGACUCUCAGCUGUGUCAGUCUCUUUACAUCCAAAAACCUUGUGUGGCUGUUUUUAAAGGACUGGGAAUCCACGACUUUGAGAUCCACCACGGUAAAGACGUGUUGUAUAACAUCGUGGCUUUUGCGAAGGACAGUGUUGGCGCUCAUGUGACCACGCUGAGACCUGAUAACUUCCCCUCUGACAGGAAGGAGCCGUGGCUCGUCGACUUCUUCGCUCCGUGGUGUCCUCCCUGCAGAGCUUUACUGCCUGAACUGAGAAAAGCUUCCAUCCAGCUGGCUGGACAGAUGAAGUUUGGGACUCUGGACUGCACCAUUCACCACAACCUCUGCUCCAUGUAUAAAAUCCAGGCGUAUCCAACCACCGUCAUCUUUAACGGCUCCUCUGUCCACGAGUAUGAGGGACAGCACUCGGCUGACGGCAUCCUGGAGUUCAUACAGGAUCUGGUCAGUCCCUCUGUGGUCAUCCUGGAUCCGUCCAGCUUCAAAGACAGAGUCAGAGGACGUGCUGAGGGACAGGUCUGGGCUGUGGACUUCUACGCCCCCUGGUGUGGACCAUGUCAGGCUCUGAUGCCUGAGUGGAGACGCAUGGCCAGGAUGCUGUCGGGUCAGAUCCUGGUGGGUUCUGUGGACUGUCAGAGGUUCCAGUCGUUCUGUCAGAGUCAGGGUGUGAGGGCGUAUCCUGAGGUCAGGCUGUAUCCUAGCAACACACCACGGACUGACCACUACAUGAGUUACAAUGGUUGGCACAGAGACGCUCACUCACUGAGGACAUGGGCUCUGAGUUCUUUACCCUCUGCAGUGGAGGACCUGACUCCAGACUCGUUCAGGUCUCAGGUUCUGUCAGGUCAGGAUCACUGGGUCGUGGACUUCUACGCCCCCUGGUGUGGACCGUGUCAACACUUUGCUCCAGAGUUUGAGGUCCUGUCUCAGAUUGUUAAAGGAGAGAUUCGAGCAGGAAAGGUCGACUGUCAGGCUCAUCAUCAGACCUGUCAAUCAGCUGGAAUCAACGCCUACCCCACUGUCAGGUUCUACCCACACCUGGGGACGAGGCGGCAUGAACACAGUGGCGAGCACAUCAAUAGCCGCGAUGCUAACGUGAUCGCCGACACCAUGAGGCAGCGGCUGCAGCGGCUGUUGCCACGGUUACACAGCAAAGCAAAGGACGAGCUGUGACAUCACCGCUGUGACAUCACCGCUGUCGUCUGGUUGGUGGAUGGGAUCACGAUCGGUCGCUGUGGUAACAAACAAACAAACAAACAAACACACUCCUUGAUGAAAGUCAGCUGUGACGCAGACGGAUGUUAGCGCUGCUGUGAUGAUGAUGAUGAUGAUGAUGAUGAUGAUGAAGAAUGUUUGUGUUUUCUCGUUUCCAUCGUUUCUAUUUACUCUAUGAAGUAAAACUGUGGGACGCUGCACAUGUUACUGUCUCACACACACACACACACACACACACACACACACACACGUGACCCAGUGUUGUAUUUUAUUGUUUUAUGUCAAAACUGUUGGACCUUCAGAAUAAAACGCUUUUGUUUCUGUAAUAAAACAGUUUUUCAACGAAAA
This is a messenger RNA of Solea solea (common sole), 2920 nucleotides long. It is a transcript of the gene dnajc10, whose product is annotated as DnaJ (Hsp40) homolog, subfamily C, member 10. Bases 134 to 2530 code for a protein of 798 amino acids. The record is from RefSeq and is a predicted model, not a curated record. NCBI's taxonomy places the organism in Eukaryota, Metazoa, Chordata, Actinopteri, Pleuronectiformes, Soleidae. The transcript is spliced from 25 exons.